Leptosia nina is the source of this 1401-nucleotide messenger RNA. The record is from the annotation of a GenBank genome assembly. NCBI's taxonomy places the organism in Eukaryota, Metazoa, Arthropoda, Insecta, Lepidoptera, Pieridae.
AUGACAACGAACGUGUGGGUGGAACAGGAAUGGAAUGAUUAUAAGCUCAAAUGGAAUCCUGACGACUAUGGUGGUGUGGAUACGUUGCAUGUGCCUUCAGAACAUAUAUGGCUGCCAGAUAUAGUAUUAUAUAAUAACGCCGAUGGCAACUACGAGGUGACCAUAAUGACGAAAGCGAUUCUUCAUCACGACGGCAAAGUCGUUUGGAAGCCGCCUGCCAUUUACAAAUCGUUCUGCGAGAUUGACGUCGAGUAUUUUCCCUUCGAUGAGCAGACGUGUUUCAUGAAGUUUGGCUCGUGGAGUUACGAUGGAUACACGGUGGAUUUGAGGCAUUUAAAGCAGACGCCGGACUCAGACCACAUAGGAAUGGGAAUCGACUUAUCGGAGUACUAUAUUUCUGUAGAAUGGGAUAUCAUGCGAGUACCGGCCACUCGGAAUGAAAAAUUCUAUUCAUGCUGCGAAGAGCCCUAUCCAGACAUUAUUUUCAAUCUCACGCUCAGGAGAAAAACUCUCUUCUACACAGUCAAUCUUAUCAUCCCUUGUGUGGGAAUAUCGUUCCUCUCAGUCCUCGUCUUCUACUUACCUUCAGACUCUGGAGAGAAGAUCUCGCUCUGUAUCUCCAUUUUGCUGUCGCUCACCGUGUUCUUCCUGCUAUUAGCAGAAAUCAUCCCGCCGACGUCUCUCACAGUUCCCUUGCUAGGCAAAUAUCUAUUAUUCACUAUGAUGCUAGUCACAUUAUCAGUAGUGGUCACUAUCGUGGUGCUAAAUGUAAAUUUUAGGUCUCCAGUAACUCACAAUAUGGCUCCUUGGGUUCGCAAAGUCUUCAUAGAUUUUUUACCUAAAAUAUUGUGCAUACAAAGGCCAGAAAAACCGCCCGACGACGAGGACGACGAUAAUGACAAACCUACCGAGGUGCUGACUGAUGUCUUUGGCGGGGACGAUAUGGACGGGAAAUUUAAAGAGUGGGCCUGUGAAGAGUACGAGCUACCAGGCAUGCCUCCUUCUCCUCCUCCUCCGCCAGGUGGUGACGAUGAACUGUUUUCUCCCCCACCUGGGUCCCCUUGCCGCUUGGACUUGGACGAUGGUAGUCCAUCGUUAGAAAAACCGUUCGUUAGAGAAAUGGAAAAAACCAUAGAAGGAUCUAGGUUUAUCGCUCAACAUGUUAAAAAUAAAGACAAGUUCGAAAGCGUGGAAGAUGACUGGAAAUAUGUAGCAAUGGUUUUAGAUAGAAUCUUCCUAUUCGCGUUUACGAUAGCCUGUGUUGUCGGCACAGCCCUCAUUAUAUUCAGGGCGCCGACUUUUUACGACAACACGAAACCGAUAGACAUUCUAUAUUCAAAGAUCGCAAAGAAGAAAUUGGAAUUGCUCAAGAUGGGCUCAGAAGGCGACCCGGGUCUCUGA